UUAGCCGGGCGUGUAGGAGAGGAUCAGUGUGUGUGUGUGUGUGUUUACCGAAGUGUGUGUGUGUGAAGCAGCGUGUGACUCGGCUGUGUGUGUGUGCGAGGGUGUCAGUGUGCGGCUCACAUGGAGAGUAAUUAAACUCAGGAAGAAAGUAAAAAAGAGGAAGAAGAAGAAGAAGAAGAGAGCGAGGAAGGAGGAGAAGAGGGGAGGAAACUGUUGGUGAAGAAGGGAGGAGGAGAAGAAGAAGAGGAGGAAGAGAAGAAACAGAGAAGUGGAGUACUACAGCUCUGUUAGUGAUACGACUGCUGCUGACAGCUCUACUACUGCAGGGAGACGUGAGGAGGAAUGCAGGGGAGGAUUAUCUCUCCCUCAGGACCCAGCACUAAUCUCUACACACACACUCACACACACACAUAUACACACAUGCACACACCUUGUGUCUUGUAAAAGACCUUUGGCAUGUGGAUUAUUGACUUUGUAGCUUCAGGAGGGUAGCCAUGUUUGAAGUCCUGGAGCAGAGCAGAGAAAUCACUCGAACGUGUUGAAUGUUUUCAGGUUUCCUCUUUAAGUUUUGCAGCAGAGUGUGUGUGAUUUAGCAGAUCUCUUAUCGCACUAUAGGGGAGGAGUUCUUUAAGUAAACAGUGAAGUGAUCUGAGGGAGUUUUCCCCUCUUUCGAAGAACAGUUUGAUCAUAAAGCUUUCUGCAAUCUGCUGUAAAUCACAGCGUCAGAGGAGUUCUGAAACUUGUGCUCCUAUCUCUAGACUCUCCUGUGUUUGCAUUUCUUUAUCUCCAACCCUUAAUGAUGCCGACACCGCCGUACUUUGAGACCACAGAGGAGUCAUUUAAGUUCAAUUAUUUGCUUUGAAUUCCAUUGUAAACUUAGAAACUUCAGCACAACCCCUUGUGUAAUCCUUCACUUGUAGUUCUUUAUCAAAGAGCCUCUUUUAGAAAAGUCCGUGCAGGUCAUUAAAGCCCUGUUUAAGUACUUUAAUGCAGUCUCUCCUGCUAUCGUCACACCAGAGAGGAGGGAAACUUUUGCACGGAGAUUACUUGUAGUUUUUCAUCGAUGAGGCUUCAUUAAUAAGACUUCUUUUGCGGUUCCUUCAGUAUCACGGCUCCAGAAGCGACCUUUAAGCAGUGGUUUAUUGCAUUGCACCCUUGUACUGAAUCAGCCCUCAUUGCAACACUUUAAGUGCAGCACCUUGAGUAUUUAGGAAGUGAGUUGAGUACACAUGGGUCUUUAAGUGUAAGUGUGCUUUGAGUUCACAGUGCAGUGCAUGCUUUUAGACCUUUAGUGCAAGACUUUCCUGCUACUUGUUUCAAAGCUCAGCUGCAGAAGAGGUCUUAAAUGUAGUGAUUGUUGCAUGGACUCAGGUGCAGGCCUUUGCGUGGAAGUCUUUGUCUCAGGGUUAUCGAUCACACAUCCGACUCUUACACCUUCACACACUGACUGUUUUGAUACACGCUGAAGUCCCAGAGGCUAGUCCAGUAUCUGAGGAAACACUUCCAAAUCCCAAAUUCUGCAAGAGCCACAAAACUCCCUCCCACAAUGUGACAUGCAUGAGACCAAAAGAAUGGAGCAAAUUCGUGCCAUGGAUCCAGACCUCAUGUUGGACCCUGUUCUGAUGGAACACGGAGCAGCUUGUGAACCCGAAUCAAAAGAGGAGACAGAAAGAGAAGGAGAACAUUUACUCCAAGGGUGUGAUGGAUAUUUCAGCUCCGCCUCCUCCUCCUCUAAUUCCUCCCUGCCCUCCUCUUCAUCCUCGAUCUUCCCGGCUGUCCUUUCUCCACCUCCGAUCCGUGUGGAGGAGGAGAAGGAGGGGCCGACAGGUUGCUCCAAGUCUUUCACCGGGCUCAAGAUCUUCACCCGGAGGAAGGCGAUUGCAAAGUCCGGCCUGCACCAACUGCCAUGUCAGCCGAGUACGUCGUCUCUGAGCAGAACCGACCCCGAGGCGAGUAUCCGCAGCACUCUGGACUGGACGGACUCGGCUCAGUACGGAGAUCAUAUCUGGUUUGAGACCAAUGUGUCUGGAGAUUACUGUUAUGUAGGAGAACACUGUAUCGCCCGAGCUCAGCAAAAGUCAGUGAGUCGAAGAAAAUGUGCAGCCUGCAAGAUCGUCGCCCACACCAUCUGCAUAGAACAACUGGACAAGUUCCCCAGCUAUAGAGCCACUCUGCUGGAUGCCACGCUGCCGCUCAAUGACCCCGACUUUAGAAUUAACUUCAGGUGUAAACCGUCCUUCAGGGAGUCGGGCUCCAGGAACAUCCGAGAGCCUGUCGUUGUGCGUCAUCACUGGGUGCAUCGGAGGCGGCAGGAAGGAAAAUGCAAACAAUGUGGGAAGGGUUUCCAGCAGAAGUUCGCCUUCCACAGCAAAGAGAUCGUGGCCAUCAGCUGCUCGUGGUGCAAACAGGCCUACCACAACAAGGUGUCCUGCUUCAUGCUGCAGCAGAUUGAAGAGCCAUGUCCAAUAGGAGCUCACGCUGCGCUCAUAGUCCCGCCCACAUGGAUUAUACGGGUGCGACGACAUCAGUCGUCGAUGAAGUCGAGCAAGAAGAAGAAGAGGACGUCGUUCAAGAGGAAAAGCAGCAAGAAAGGAGCAGAGGAGGGGCGAAUGUGGAAACCGUUUAUCAUCCGACCGAUCCCGUCCCCCCUCAUGAAACCUCUGCUGGUGUUUGUCAACCCGAAGAGUGGAGGGAACCAGGGCACAAAGAUCCUGCAGUCUUUCAUGUGGUAUCUGAACCCAAGACAGGUGUUUGAUCUCAGCCAGGGAGGACCAACUGAGGGCCUGGAGCUUUACCGUAAAGUCCACAACCUGAGGAUCCUCGCCUGUGGAGGAGACGGCACUGUGGGCUGGAUCCUGUCUUGUCUGGAUGACCUCGGAUUAAACCCUCAACCUCCCGUUGCUGUGUUACCCCUGGGGACAGGGAAUGACCUCGCCAGGACUCUUAACUGGGGAGGGGGCUACACAGACGAGCCUCUGUCUAAGAUCUUGUCCCACGUUGAGGAUGGAACUGUUGUGCAGCUGGACAGAUGGAACCUACAGGUUGAAUCGAACCAAAAUGCAGGGGCAGAACCGGACGAGCAACAAACUGAUAAGCUUCCUCUGGAUGUUUUCAACAAUUACUUCAGUCUUGGAUUUGACGCUCACGUGACUCUGGAGUUCCACGAGUCAAGAGAGGCGAACCCAGAGAAGUUCAACAGCCGUUUCAGGAAUAAGAUGUUCUACGCUGGGACAGCGUUCUCAGAUUUCCUGAUGGGAAGCUCCAAAGACCUGUCGAAGCACAUCAAAGUGGUGUGUGACGGCACAGAUUUGACCUCAAAGGUUCAGGACUUGAAGCUGCAGUGUUUGGUCUUCCUCAACAUCCCAAGGUAUUGUGCAGGCACCACGCCUUGGGGGAAUCCUGGAGAACAUCACGACUUUGAACCGCAGCGGCACGAUGACGGGUACAUCGAGGUCAUCGGAUUCACGAUGACGUCACUGGCUACUCUCCAGGUCGGAGGUCACGGCGAGAGGUUGAACCAGUGCAGAGAGGUCACCCUCACCACCACCAAACCUCUCCCAGUGCAGGUGGAUGGAGAACCGUGCAGACUCGCUCCCUCUGUCAUCCACAUCAGCCUCAGGAACCAGGCCAACAUGGUGCAGAAAACCAAACGACGGACGUCUCUGCCUCACCUGAACGAUCAGCAGCCGGUCCCGGAGCGGCUGAGGAUCAGGGUCAGCAGGAUCAGCAUGACGGACUACGAGGCUCUGCACUACGACAAGGACAAACUUCGGCAAGCAUCUAUCCCUCUGGGCCUGAUCGUGGUUCCUGGUGACAGCGACUUAGAGACCUGCAGAGAGCACAUCCAGCGUCUGCAAGAGGAGGAAGCAGCCAAACCAAAGAUUGUGUCCUCGCAGAGAUUAUCUCCUAAGUGGUGUUUCCUCGACUCCACGACCGCGGAUCGGUUCUACAGGAUAGACCGAGCACAGGAGCAUCUUAACUACGUCUCAGAAAUCUCCCAGGAAGAGAUCUUCAUCCUGGACCCUGAGCUGGUGGUGAUGGCAUCAGUAGGCACCUCCCCCUCCGCCAUGCCCGACCUUGUUCACCCCGCGUCCAGCCUAGAGAACAACAGUUCCUCCCAGAGGCCGCGUGUGAACAGUGACAGCUGUGCAGCCGAGGCUUUGACCAACAACACGGCGCCUCUGCCCAGCAAGCUCAGCAGAGCGGGAUGUAUCCAUCGUUCCAACACCACUGCUGCUGAUUUCAAACCAAAGCUGAGAACGGAGAGGAGCCUGAAACCAAUCGAAUCAGAGAAGGAGACAGAAAAAGAUCAGCUGAUUGAGUGUGUGAAGAAGAAAGACUUGAAGAAGCUGCAGGAGCUGCACCAGCAGGGAGCCGACCUCACGGCGCUGGACUCUUCAGGCUGCAGUUUGCUCCAUCACGCUGUCAGUGCAGGGAGCAAAGAGCUGGUCCGCUUCAUCCUGGAUAACACUUCAAGUGACCUGCUGGACGUCGCAGAGAAACAUCAGGGGGAGACGGUUCUUCAUCGAGCUGCGUCUCUGUGUCACAGAUCCAUCUGUCAUUAUCUGGUGGAAGCAGGAGCCUCGCUCAUGAAGACUGACCUACAGGGCGACACUCCUAAGAACCGGGCGGAGAAGGCUCAGGACGCCGAGCUGGCCGGUUAUCUGGAGAACAGGCAGCACUACCAGAUGAUCCAGAGGGAGGACCAGGAAACUGCGGUCUGACACGUCAGGGGACUCUUCACGGACUGAACGAUGAAGAACCUGCUGAGGUCCUCCUCACCGCCAUGAGACUGACUGACUCACGGUCUCUGUGAUUGGAGGACUGCUGGCGUGAGGACGCUCAGAGAAGCUGUGCCAAAUCUGAACUGGUUGUGUUUAAAGAGAUUACAGCGUUUUCACUCGGACUCUGAAGAUCAUCUGCAUAUCAGACUUUUCAGGAACUCCAGAAGACUCAUCGAUUAGAGACCAGACAGUUCAUGUGUUUUACUUUAGUCUCAGAAGGUUUAAGAGUCUGUAGAUUGUAUUUAUGUCACGGUUGAAACUCAGGAAAUCACCUUUGAAGCUGUCGGGCAUCUCAGCUGAUCCUCUCUGCAGCUGUCUGUGUGAGAAUAAAACAAGAAGAGCGGGAAUAUGAAUUCAUCAUCUGAAUGAUCUCAAGAGUGUCAAACUUUAUUGUGUUAAAUAAACCAGCGGCAGGAGGAAAACUUGAUGUGGAUUUAAAGUCUGUGUUUAAACCGUUUUUACCGGCUGCCUCCAUCAGAAGAUUCUAAAGACACGUCUUGUAAGGGUGUGAUUCUUUCUUCUUCUGCAGAAAUAUUAAAAUACGUGUAGUUUAGAUUUCAGCUUUGUAGAAACGCAGUCACAUGAUUCAUUUCCGUCCUCAUUUCAACCCCAGAACAGAGUCUCACACAGACUUGUGUUUUCUGAUGCGUAGAUGUUGUAACGUAUUUUAAAGAUUUAAACAAUGUCACGGUUAGAGAGGAAACAGAGUUAUCAGAGUGUCAAACCUCCAGAAUCUAAAACCUUAACCAACAUUCUUUUUUACAGCGUUGGCUUCAAACGUUUCUGCUGAGUGGAGUAAAAACUGCUUUUUGAAUUUAGCACCUUAUGCUCAAACCGUGGACGUUCUUCUUAGUGUGCGAUUAUUAAUAUCUCAUGCGUAGUGUCGAUGUCGUGGCCUUGAGAUCGCACCAAAUGGGAGUUUCACCGAGCGGGAGGAAGUGUUGCUUUAACGAUGAGACGAUGGAUCUCCAUAGACCAAAGCACUGAGAGGUCGAGGGUUGAGUUAAAUCCAUCUGCUUUAAUUAUUGAAUAUACUGUUGUUUUCAUCCUCACCGUUCAAAUCAUCCACUCAUCACUUUAUUCCUCCAACUCUUCUGUUUGAAAUAUUUAAAGUCUGAUUCCUGUGUUUGAAUUUAAGCCUCCAGAAUGUUUUAGAGUAUUUAAAUCCAUCAUGAGGAGGAAGAUGUAACAUUCAAUAUCUCAUCUCUCAAACUGACCAAAUGUUAAUGUGAAUAUUUCUUCUGUGUGUUUUUAUUAGAGUGCAGUGACGUCGGAUGAUGGUGUGUACGUUAGGUUUUUAUCAGGAUUGUUUUUGUUGACGUUAAAGGAAAAUCAAGUUGUUUUUAUUCUGAGCUUCAUCAUGAUGACGAACUGUAACCUGAGCUGUUAAAGGGAAACUAAUAAACUGUCUUCAUUCUCAAA
Molecule: messenger RNA, 6206 nt
Organism: Notolabrus celidotus (New Zealand spotty)
Lineage: Eukaryota; Metazoa; Chordata; Actinopteri; Labriformes; Labridae
Gene: dgkza
Product: diacylglycerol kinase, zeta a
Exons: 35
Coding region: 1554-4724 (1056 amino acids)
Biological process (GO): lipid phosphorylation; diacylglycerol metabolic process; intracellular signal transduction
Cellular component (GO): nucleus
Molecular function (GO): ATP-dependent diacylglycerol kinase activity; protein binding
Source: RefSeq, a predicted model, not a curated record